AUGGUGUCUAUUAUCAAGAACCAGUUGUUAAAACAUCUAUCCAGGUUCACCAAGAAUCUGUCAGCUGACAAGAUUAACCUAAGCACAUUCAAAGGUGAAGGUGAACUCUCUAACCUAGAACUCAAUGAAGUGGUUCUUAUGGACCUACUGGAAUUGCCAUCAUGGCUAUGUUUAAAACAAGCUUGGUGCAACAAAGUUACCUUCAGGAUACCAUGGACAAAACUUAAAAGUGUCCCUAUAUGUUUGAAUUUGGAAGAAGUUGAAAUAGUGGUUGAAACUUGCGCAGAUUUAAGGAUACCUCCAAUGCAACAGGGAAACUCCAACGCGGGCGUUCCGGGGAAGUACAGCUUUAUCCACAAAGUUAUCGAUGGAAUUACUGUACAUGUCAAUACGGUCAACAUUCUCUUUACCAGUCCAGCAUUCUCUGCGUCGGUACAGAUAUCAAGAAUAGUAGUGGAUUCGAAAAAUCAUAAAUUUCAACCCUCCGACUUAAGAAUGACGCGUCUGAAGAAUCAAGCAAAGGGACAGGUAUUGAUAUUUAAAGAACUGAAAUGGGACACUGUGAGAAUUGAAGCUAAAUCUACCAAAGAUAAAAAUUUAACCCCUUUGAGACUUAUUAUCAAUGAAGCUAGGUGUAGGAUUGUGAUAAAAAAGAGAUUAUCAGACUCAUUCAUUUUGGGUUCAAGACUGGCAAUUAUUUUAAAUGACUUAAUGUGGUUUUUUACUGAUUCUCAACUUAAAGCAGCUUUGUAUUUCAUCGACUCUCUUACUGAUCUAAUACAGAAAUCAACUCAAAUUACCAGGCGAACCAAAGCUGCUAGAAAAUUAGAGGAACUUCCAGAAUAUCAAGCACAACUGUCACAAGAAGAAUCCGAAGUGGUAGACAAAUAUAAACUAUUCGCUGCUCACGAUGUCAUCGAAACUUCUUACCAUUUGAUAUCUCAUCAAAUAAUGUUACAUUUAAGCGACGAUGAAGGAGCUGGCCGUUCAUCUCACCCGAAUCUAAAAAAUGGAGACGCCCUGCACAUUAGCCUAAAGAAAUUUCACGUAGAUUACUAUCCAUAUCAUUUAGCCAAAGGUAACAGAAAACAUUGGUUGAAAUACAACACGAGCUUUGUGCCACACUCAUUAUGGCAAGAACAGGCGCUGAAUUCAUUCAGGACCAAAUUUUUAAAUUUGAUAGAUCAACACAAACCACUACAUACUCCUUUAAAUCGUCCAAUGAAGAAUCCAGAUAGCACACCUCAAAGUCCAGAAUCAAAACCACAACCAAACAGCGAUCAGCGAAAUAAGAAAAAAAUUGAAGCUAAAAUAGCUAAACUUAUGUCAAGUUGUAUAGUGUUGCGGAUAGAGGAUUUUACAAUAUACAAAGUGUCUUCUUCCCAGAAAAAAGGACUGAAAGAAUUCAUUUUUGGUGACCGAACACAAUUAUCUCUUCCAGUAGACUCCAACAUGGUUCACGCAGAAUUUACGUAUUACUACUAUCCAAGCGAUGUACCUUUUCCUUUACCUCCUCCGAAGUUUUACGUCCAACUUAAUCCAAUUUCUGUGAUGUUUGACGUGGAUACCUGUUUGUGGAUUAACUCUUUUGGAUUGAAUCUCUUCCAGUCGUUAACUAGUGCCAAAAGUGAAGUACCAGUAUCGACUUAUACGUACAUGGAUAUUAAAAUUGAAGCAAUUCUUCCAAGAAUAAAUUUUGAAAGUCCAUUAGAGCAUCCUAAUCAAAAGGAUAGACCCAAAUGUUUGAGUUUCCAAGUGACGAGAGCAACCAUAACUAAUAUCAGAAGUUUGGAACAAUCUUCCAGAGCCGACUUGGCAAAGUGCGUGGAUUCUUUCCAUAUGGGCUCAUUAUUUUUCGGAUCGGAAUUUCCAUCCCAACAGAACGAUUUUUAUGUAGUGACUCAGAAGUUUAUCGAUCACAUAUCAACUGUGGAUAAUAUUAGAAAUAUGCCUUCACAAAUCGACUCCUCGAUUUCGGACGAUUGGAUGGCGAAUUUUAGUAGAGAAAUGUUGUGGACCGAUGCCAAAGAUGUAUGGUGCAUAAGUCUCGAUCCUGUUUGGGCUGAUUUUAAUGGUGCCAGAGCCAUAGGAAUUGCUAAAUCGGUUCCAUUUUUGGACGCUUUGCCGGUUACCAUUUGGUUACAUACUCACAUGGAUCCCAAUUCAACUGUCAAACCAACUGGUGACUGUCAAGAAAGUUCCCAAGCGGAUGCAGAUAUUCAUGCUCUAGUUUAUAUCACUAAUCUAGUUAGUAUUCAAAUCAAUCAUUACCAGUAUUUGUUCCUGUUAAGAUUAGCGGAAGAUGCGGCACUUUUGGCUACUUAUCUCGCUAUAGAUGCUGAGAGAAUAUUAAAGGUUGAAAGCAAUAGUACCAUAGCAAUGGGCGUACUCAUACCUCAAUUGGAAGUAACAUUUGUAAUGCCAUCGAAUUCUCCCGGAAAAGAAUCGUCAGGAGGUGACAUUGAGUCAGUUGUACCAGACACGUCAAGUUUAGCAGAUGAUAUUUUUAUCGGCUCAAACCCUUCGGUGUGGCAGAACAGUUCCUUGUCCAUAACUCAAAUUGGUGUUAGCAAGAAACCCAUAGCAAACGGAUCUUCAAAUCAACUAGACUUACCUACUAGUAAUUCUUCUGAUUAUCUUCAGACGAGUCCGAAUAGAAUCAGUCACGAAGAUCACAGUUUUUUACUUCAGCAGAAAGGAAACUUGAAUUUACAAACGAACCUCAACAUGGGUUUUACUUCCCUUAAAAAAGGUUUUACUAGUCUCAAGUCGUCUAUCGACAGUGCCCUUAAAGCUAGUCCCGAUGACCUCAGUGAUACGAUGUCGAUCAGAAGUGACGCGUCGAGUGAUUCAGAAAAAUUUGUCCAUAUUAAUUGUGAUUUAGAUAUUGCUGGUGCCGAGAUAAUUUUCAUAGUAGUAGAAUUCUCAGAGCGAGUGGAGGAAGCGUCGGAAGUGUUAGAAGAAGAUAAUACUGUUACAAGUACCAGCGAACAUUCUGUGACAAGUACCAGUCGUAGGAAAGAUUUAGUGUCUGUGUCAACAUUUAAACUUAAUAAAAUAGAAUUCGUAUAUCAGUCUUUAGGUUUCCAAUCUUCGCUAAAGAUACAACUCACCAACUUAAUGUGUGAUGAUUGUUCUUGUAUUUCUUGGGAUGAACUGCAGAGUAAGUUUGGAACACGAUCUCGUGUUUGGACUUGCAAUCCUCCAAGUGAUUUUACGUCGCCAAAAGUAAAAUUGCGAUUAGAUCAUAAUUUAGUGGUUAGUAAAGCUUCACUCUCAGAAACGGAUUUGACAAAUAGGGAUAGUUUCGCCAAACUUUUUUCGGAUUUGAUUACUAUUCAAGUAAAGGAUUUGAUGUUGAAUUUGAAUAUGAGUACUGUCACUGGGUUAGCCGAUUUAGUGGAAGACGAAGUAAUGCCGAUUCCGUUCCCUAUCAAGAUGACUGUAGAUAACGUAAAAGUCCAUUUAAACGAAGAUCGACCACCUGUUAAUAUUACUUCACCUGGACCGAUACCAAUAGAUUUAAAUGUUACUCAUAUGUAUAUAACUCGAACGGAAGAUGGCGUGUUUAACCUGUUUCCAUGUAGCAAAUCAAAAACCAAUAGUACUAAUGGUAAAUCAGAAAAGAAAGAGUUAGUGAAAGUAGAUAGUGUGUCUCUAAAUAACGACGACCUGAGAAGACUGAUGACAUUCGAAAGAAUAUCCGAAGAGAAUCGCCUUCUACGAAAAACAAAGGAAGAAAGUGAUAAAGAAAAAGAUGUUUUACGAGAAUACCUGAAAAAGUCGCAGGACGAAGUAACGCGACUGUUAAACGAAAAACAGAAUUUAUUAGACGAAAUAAGACGUUUGCAGCACCACUGGAAUAGUUCUAAAAGAUAG
Messenger RNA from Diabrotica balteata, 3879 nucleotides. Lineage: Eukaryota; Metazoa; Arthropoda; Insecta; Coleoptera; Chrysomelidae. The record is from the annotation of a GenBank genome assembly.